Molecule: messenger RNA, 765 nt
Organism: Prunus armeniaca (apricot)
Lineage: Eukaryota; Viridiplantae; Streptophyta; Magnoliopsida; Rosales; Rosaceae
Source: the annotation of a GenBank genome assembly
AUGUCAAAGCUGGGUCUUCUUCGAACCUCAAUCAUGUCAAGCCUCUCCGUCCGUACGGCCAUGGCUCAAAACCGCGGCCUCACUUCGCUUCUGCGCGAACCCGUGAGACGGUUUUCGACGGAAGCCGAAAACCCGCUUCAGGACUCUUCAACGUCCGAUCAGCCGCUGGAGUCUUCGCCGUCCGAUAAGCCUCAGAAGUCUUCGCCAUCCGAUAAGCCUCAGGAGUCUUCGCCGUCCGAAUCAUUUUUCGAAACCCCAAGCACAGGAUCGGUGUAUGGGAGGCUGCUUGGAGUCAAAAGGAAUACGCUAAAGACAGACGUCGUGAAUUUGCUGGAAGGCUGUAAUUUGAGUCUGGAUGAUGUUAAAAUGGAUUAUAAUCGGUGGUUUACGGCGAUGGGAAUGUUAGUGCAAUUCCCGUCGCGGCAAGCCUAUGAUAAUGCAAUUAGGAUGAUUGCCAAAAAGGGCCGCCUGUUUAAAUUGGAGAGGCCUAAUCGAGCGGAAUGGGACUCUCUUACUCCCUAUGAUGGAAAAACGGUUUUAUUGCAAGGAAUCCCUCCUAAUGCGGUUCCAGAAGAUGUAGAUCGUUUUCUGUCUGGUUGUGAAUAUGAUUCGUCUUCCCUCCAAUUAAGUUUCAGACCUUCCCAAGAGCCCGCUAAAUGGGCAACUGUUCGCUUUCAUACUCAAACUGAGGCAAUGAAUGCAUUCCUUGUGAAGAACAAAGGCUUCUGCCUGAAUGGUGAAGUUUUGAUGCGUGUUCUCCAGUAA